AUGUCCGAUAGCCUGUCACAAUGUGUUGAUGCUCUGAAAUCAAGUGUUCAGUGUUUGGAAGACACAGUAGUGAAAUUGGGCAACGAAUCCAGGACGAGUAAUUACUUGACCAAGAGUCUUCUACAAUCUCGAAGGGUGUUUGAAUUGGUGCCGGAAUAUGAUGUCCAGAGAGCCAAACUGGACUUGAUUGAGGAGAUUGAGCCGUUGGUGAACAAUCUGAGCAGCAAAGUAACGAAAAACCUGUUAAAACUGGAAAGAGAGCGGGAUAAUCUUCAACAGACGUUAGAGUUGAAUGCGUUGAAGAUGAAAAAUAAUAGAUACAGCGGAGAACAUGAAGAUGAAGAUGUGGACGUUUUAAACCAGGAUGCGGGCUCAGACGUGGUUAUCAUGACAUCAUCGACACCGGAGGAAUUGGAUCAAUUGAAGGAAUUGAAGGCUCAAAAGGCACAAUUGUUGGAACGCAUACGGGCUUUUGAAAAUACGGUUUAG
Molecule: messenger RNA, 489 nt
Organism: Lachancea lanzarotensis
Lineage: Eukaryota; Fungi; Ascomycota; Saccharomycetes; Saccharomycetales; Saccharomycetaceae
Gene: SPC19
Product: LALA0S03e02652g1_1
Exons: 1
Coding region: 1-489 (162 amino acids)
Biological process (GO): attachment of spindle microtubules to kinetochore
Cellular component (GO): DASH complex; spindle microtubule
Source: RefSeq, a predicted model, not a curated record